AUGAUAGAGAAGUCGAACAACCCGUUCCUGAGCAUCGACCCGGUGGUGGAGCGCGGGAAGGCGGAGGGAGAGGAGCUGCCGCUGAUCAGUUCGAAGGCGAAGCGUCACGUGGAUUUCACGCAGAUAGUGGUGUACCUGGUGGGUCUGUCCGACGGCCUGACCCACCUGGCAUCUCUGGCCAUAUACUACCUAUUUAAGGACCAUUUCCGUUUAACACCCUACCAAGUGUCCCUCAUACUGAUGUACCCCUACAUCCCCUUCAUUCUAAAGCCCGCCAUAGCGCUGAUUACAGACUCAGUAUCAAUUUUCGGAAUGAGGAGGAAGCCCUAUUUGUUCCUAUUCAGUCUAUUUCAGUCUCUAAAUUUUUUGGCUUUAGCAUUUUUACAGCUGUCUGUAUUCCAAGCUACUCUCAUCCUCUUCUUCAUCUCCCUGUGUGCCUCAUUCUGCACGACAGUGGCGGAAGCCUUGGUGGUGGAGAGUUCCAUUGGAAAGACCUACUCGCAAGGAACUAAUAAAGUGACCGAGUUUAUAGCGUCCAAAGCGAUCGGCAGCCUUUCAGUAGCCUACUUUUCGGGGUACCUCCUAGAGAGACUAUCAAGGGAAUACAUAUUCAUGGCCACUUCUCUCUUCCCCCUCAUCAUAUCAAUUUCGUGUCUCUUCCUGAGGGAAAAGGAGUACACGUCCGAAAGGAGUAUAAUCACGCAGCUACACGAUUUGGUUAAGUUUGUUAACACGCCCAUUUUCUUGGGACCCUUUCUCUACAUCUUUGUGUAUAUGUCUGGCCCGGAUUACGACGAUGCCUUUUUUUUCUUCUGCACCAAUAAGUUGGGAUUUAGGCCGUCCUUUAUGGGUACCUUGAGACUCACCUACGGGAUUGCCUCCCUCAUUGGCAUAAUCGUUUACCGCUUGUUUUUAAAAAACCAAGGGCUGAAGAAGACACUCAUCUUGACCACACUCAUAUCCUUCCCCGUGUACAUCUCGCCGAUCGUACUGACAGAGAGAAUCAACAGCUACUUUGGUAUUUCCAAUGAGCUCUUUGUCCUCAGUGGGGGGUUCCUAAUCGAAGCCAUAACAGAAAUACAGCUCCUGCCGCUAUUCAUUUUGACUGCUAAUAUAUGCCAGCCUGGGUUAGAGGCCAGUGUCUUUGCUACCAUUUUGAGCGUCAAGAAUUUGGGCUCCUUAACAAAGAAGGGCACCUCCUCCCUCCUCACCUACCUCCUCAAAAUCGACAGCUACAAUUUCGAAAAUCUCAGUUUGUACAUUUUCAUUUGCGGCUUCUUCCUCCUCUUCUCCCUCACCCUCGUCCCCCUCCUCCCCGAGGAGGAAAAGAUCGACAAGCUCAAGAGCAGGCGGUGA
Messenger RNA from Plasmodium vivax (malaria parasite P. vivax), 1356 nucleotides. RefSeq lists its product as hypothetical. The transcript has a single exon. NCBI's taxonomy places the organism in Eukaryota, Apicomplexa, Aconoidasida, Haemosporida, Plasmodiidae. The record is from RefSeq and is a predicted model, not a curated record. The coding region runs from base 1 to 1356 and encodes 451 amino acids.